AUGCCAAGCUAAUAAAACACAAUGAUUAUCAACAAUAACGCCCAUAAUUUACAAGACAAUCGUCAACAUAAUAUUACCUCUUAGUAGGAUCAAUCUUUCCACUAAAACAAUCCUUCUCGCCAAGAUAAGUACUUCAAUGAGGAUUUUUAAUAAGUUUGCAAAAUACUAAACAUUGAUGUAACCUCUCUCCAGCAAAAAUCUUUACAAGACUUUUUGAAUGAGGACCCAAAUGAGGCUAUCUCUAAGAUAAGAUACGAGCAUUACGAUAAAAAGCGGAAAGUAAAGCUAAAGCAAAUACAGGAAUUUAUGAAUGCUAUGAGCAGGAAAAGCAAAUCAAAUCUAGUAACACUUAGUUUAAUUCCAAAGGAAAAUUUGCAAUAGCUCAAAAAGUCUAAGAUAUUUUUGAAUCAUUCAUAUGUGAUGAAAGAUCAGGAAGAGGCUGUGAAUAAAAUUCAUAGACAGAGACCCAGAACACAUAAGAACUCAAUUUCAAGAGAUCCUUCUUAUCAUCAAAAUAAUUAUGCUUAUUAGUCUCAUAAUAAUCUCGCAACUCUAUCCUCAGGAAACCAUCAAUAAACUUUCAAAGAUCAAAAAUAAACAAAUAAUUAUCCCAAUAACUCAAUAUUUAAUUUAACUAACCUUGACUAAGGGUAUUAAUCAAACAUCGAACUUCGGAAAGCAAGUAAUAACAACUUUGAUGAUCAAGACCCUUAAAGCAUAGCUAAAAAAUAAGAGUUGGAGUAUUAACGUGCUAUGAAAAACAAACUGUAUUUUUAAAAUCUACCACCUGAGGAGAGACAAAAAAUAUUUAGGAUCAAGUCAGCAAAGAAAGAAAAGAAGAUGGAAAAAGAUAUGAAGCAAAGAAAAGAGGAAUGGGAAUGGCGAACCUAGAAAAGAAAUAAGAAAAUUGAAGAAGUGCUGCAGAAGAAAAAAAUAUUAGAAAUGGAAGAAGAGGCAAAGAAAUAGUAAAAACUUGAUAUGUACUUUGAGAAGACCGACAAAAUAUAGCAGUAAAGACUUCUUGCAGUAAUGAGCUCAAGGGAAAGUGGAGGACUACAUGAUGAUCUAUUUAGUCAAAGAGAGUCAUCUACAGAAAGAGAGAUACAGUAAAAGAUUAUGAAUUUUGAGGAAAAGAUGCUUAGAGCUGCUUUGAGGAAACAAGAAGCAUUAGAGAGAGAACGCGAUCGUAUUAAUAGUUAGCACUAACUACUAAGGCAAAGAAGGAAUAAUAUGAUAACUGAGUAUUCCCAGAAGGAAUAUGGUACAUUAUAAAGAUAUUGCGAUAGGCAAUCCAGAUCUAAGAGAUUAUUGAAGAAGAAAUAUGAUGAGAAGAGUGAGUUUAUAGAGUAUAAGAAGUAGAAAGAGCAAGAGAAGAGUAAUUAGAUGAGGAUGCGCUUAGAUGAACAAAAAGCCUAAUAUAUGUCUAAGGUUAGCGAGGCAUAUGCAACAUACUAGCAUAGAAGGUAGAUUAUUUCAUAAGAUAGGUCGACAAAUGAGAAUGAAGUUGAGAGAAAGGUAAAGAAGUAGUUGAAAGAUCAAGACUAGCAAGACAAUAUGAAGAGAAUUCUAAUUACUUAGAAAAUGUAUAAAGACCAAUUAGUUCAAAGCCUAAUGGAUAAAGAAAGAAGAUAUCAGGGAUUGUAAGACUAUAAAAGGACAUUGAUGGUUAGAUCUUUUAUAUUGCCAAAUAACAGUGGUACUAAUUUUAUCAACAAUUAGAUUAACAAGUCAAAUCAUAACAUUUCAAUUAAUGCUGCAAAUAACAUGUGA
Molecule: messenger RNA, 1770 nt
Organism: Stylonychia lemnae
Lineage: Eukaryota; Ciliophora; Spirotrichea; Sporadotrichida; Oxytrichidae
Source: the annotation of a GenBank genome assembly